Messenger RNA from Osmerus eperlanus (European smelt), 537 nucleotides. Its product is annotated as coiled-coil domain-containing protein 9-like. The record is from RefSeq and is a predicted model, not a curated record. The coding region runs from base 169 to 537 and encodes 122 amino acids. NCBI's taxonomy places the organism in Eukaryota, Metazoa, Chordata, Actinopteri, Osmeriformes, Osmeridae. The transcript has 5 exons.
AGUUGCGUUUGGUUUACAGGAAACGAAUAUGAGGACACAUUGUCGUGGAGCAGGAGUUGAAACACUGUAACGAUCCACUGCUCACAGACUGAGAAGCCCACUUUGAUUAAGGUGCACGAGGAAGGUUUUCAGACACAGCACCUGCACGUGAAGACAGGCUAGGGAGCCAUGUCUACCGCGGUGGAUCUGAAGACGAAGGAGGAGAAGGAUGCCGAGCUGGACCGGAGGAUCGAGGCCCUGAGGAAGAAGAACGAAGCGCUGGUCAAGAGGUACCAGGAAAUAGAAGAGGACAAAAAGAAGGCGGAGCAAGAGGGCAUCGCCGUGACGACAGCCAGGAAGCCCCGCCCUCACGAUGGAGAACCAGACAGGCGGAGGACAGAGAAGGAGAACUUCACUGUGACCGUAGACCUGUCCAGGCCUGCAGGGCUCAUACAAGGAGGCAACACAGUGCGCUUCACAGGGGGAGAGCGGCGGGGGAGGGGAUACAAACGUGGAUGUUUGGCAGAUUACCAGACGUGUGGUGGAGGAGUGAACUAA